Uloborus diversus is the source of this 339-nucleotide messenger RNA. RefSeq names its product ATPase inhibitor, mitochondrial-like. The transcript has a single exon. The coding region runs from base 1 to 339 and encodes 112 amino acids. Gene Ontology annotation, cellular component: mitochondrion. NCBI's taxonomy places the organism in Eukaryota, Metazoa, Arthropoda, Arachnida, Araneae, Uloboridae. The record is from RefSeq and is a predicted model, not a curated record. Gene Ontology annotation, biological process: negative regulation of ATP-dependent activity. Gene Ontology annotation, molecular function: ATPase inhibitor activity.
AUGUCGAAAUUUCUGCGAAGCAGACUGAUGAGUGUUUUAUUCAACCCAGUUCGUUGCAAUGGUGAUCAAGCUGGUACACUGGGCAGCGGGGCAGGAAAAGGUGGAGGUGCUGGAGGCUCCAUCAGAGAAAGUGGCGGGGCCUUUGGAAAAAUGGAACAGGCUCACGAAGAACAGUAUUUCAGAAAGUUGCAGCAGGAACAAAUACAAAAGCUCAAAGAAGAUAUGGAAAGGCAAAAGCAAUUGGUUGAGAGAUUGAAAGCAGAGCUCGAAAAGCAGAAAGGAAAACUUGGUAACAUUGAAAGCUCUAAGAGCAAUGAAAAUUCAAACCAGUGUGGAUAA